AUGGUCGAAUCAACCUCCAAAACCUCGAGCCGUAGCUCUUCUGUGACCGCAACCCCUGGCCCAUCCAACUCGUCGGUUCAGCACCACGCAUUGUCAGCUUCUUCACUUCGAUCUGCGCUCAAGAAGCCAUUCCAGGGCUGGAGCAAGGAGCUUCUUCGAGCACGAGACAACGACGAUGACGACUACAAUUUUUCGAGUGGUAUGCGUCGUGGCGCGCAAUACUACAACGACGAAGCCUAA
This is a messenger RNA of Bipolaris victoriae FI3, 240 nucleotides long. RefSeq lists its product as hypothetical. The record is from RefSeq and is a predicted model, not a curated record. Lineage: Eukaryota; Fungi; Ascomycota; Dothideomycetes; Pleosporales; Pleosporaceae. The coding region runs from base 1 to 240 and encodes 79 amino acids. The transcript has a single exon.